GAGAGACGCCGAGCGAGCAGUAGUGCGUCCGGAAGCACAACGCGGGGAACAGCGAGAAAACGUCCGCGUUUCGGGCUGAAAAACGCCAUAAAGUGGAUUCCCUCGAUCAGAGAGUGUGUCCAGCUCCUCAGGCUACAGUUUCCGAUACUUUCCCACACUUUAUAACGGAACUCGUGUUUGUGGAGAUCGAGAAUCGACUUCACUGAAGGGCACGAGUUGAGCUCUGACUGACUUCAGAGAGAAGUGUUCAAUAUCUGAUUGUAAGCUCUAGGUGAGUAGAUACUCGAGGCAUGUUCCCUAAAGCUCCAGGAAGCAGGUAGAGGGCCGGGGGUGAGUGUUUGCUGGACAUUCUCUACAGCGGGAGUCUGAGCCACAGGUGUCCGCCUCAGGGCUCCAGCAUGCCGGACUCCACCGGGAACUUCAGCCUCCUGCAGCGGACCUGCUCUCUGGUGGUGCUGCUGUGCUUCUUACACAUCUUUGUCACCGUCAUUUACUACAUGAGGAACUCGGACUCUCGGCCAGCUUUCGCCCAGAACCAGCAGCAGAGACCGACGAUACACAGGAAACUGGCGGAGCAGAGGGGCACCACUGAGGACAGCAGACCCGCGGCCAACGCCUCGAGCAACGGCCAGGAGCUGCAGAUCUGCCCAGAGGAGCCGCCGCGCCUGGUGGGUCCUCUGCGUGUGGAGUUCUCAGACCCGAUCACGUUAGAAAUGGUGCGGACAGAGAACAGUGUUCUGCAAGAGGGCGGACGCUUCAGACCCCCGGACUGCAUAGCUCGGCAGAAGGUGGCCAUGAUCAUCCCCUUCCGGAACCGAGACGAGCACCUGAAGUUCUGGCUCUAUUACCUGCACCCCAUCCUGCAGCGCCAACAGCUCGACUACGGCGUCUACGUCAUUAACCAGGAUGGCGAGGACACGUUUAAUCGAGCUAAACUCCUGAACAUCGGCUAUGCGGAGGCGCUGAAGGAGUACGAUUACGACUGUUUUGUGUUCAGCGACGUGGACCUGAUCCCGAUGGAUGACCGCAACAUCUACAAGUGCUACAAUCAGCCCAGACACCUGGCCGUCUCCAUGGACAAGUUCGGCUUCAGGCUGCCGUACACACAGUAUUUCGGUGGCGUUUCGUCGCUCAGCAAAGAGCAGUUCCUGAAGAUCAACGGAUUCCCCAACAACUACUGGGGCUGGGGCGGAGAGGACGACGACAUCUUCAACAGGAUCUCCUCCAGAGGAAUGUCGAUAUCUAGGCCUGACGGACUCCUGGGUCGCUGUAGGAUGAUCCGUCAUGAGAGAGACAAGCAGAACGACCCAAACCCUCAAAGAUUUGACCGAAUCGCGCACACAAGGGAAACCAUGGCAACUGACGGGAUCAAUUCGCUAAAAUAUAACGUGGUAAAAAUCGAGAAAGACCUGCUCUUCACCAAAAUCACAGUGGACGUGGGCAAACCCUGAUUCCUGCACAGACACCAAAUAAAAGCUCCACCAAGCGUGCCUUCAUUCUGAGAGUGGACUGUAGAGAUUAUAUGUGUGGCAGACGGGAGUGCUGCCAUCUUUGCACAUGUGAUGGCGAGCGCAGGCAUCGGCGGACUCUUCUGGAAGCGUCCGGAGAGUUUCUCACUCUCUCCUGCUGAGGAACAAACUUUAUUUUGAGCCAUUUAUUUGCAUUAAAUCGCUGAUGCACAUGA
Danio rerio (zebrafish) is the source of this 1684-nucleotide messenger RNA. RefSeq names its product DP-Gal:betaGlcNAc beta 1,4- galactosyltransferase, polypeptide 1, like (gene b4galt1l). Gene Ontology annotation, cellular component: Golgi membrane. The record is from RefSeq and is marked validated. Gene Ontology annotation, molecular function: N-acetyllactosamine synthase activity; glycosyltransferase activity. Lineage: Eukaryota; Metazoa; Chordata; Actinopteri; Cypriniformes; Danionidae. Gene Ontology annotation, biological process: carbohydrate metabolic process.